UCCAAGCUGCAAUCAUUAACAUGUUGGGCCAGGUGCCGUACGUAAUAUGGAUGGGUACAAUGCUAGUGUUAGGUGGCUGGUUCGGUUAUGGCGCUCAAGGUCAAAGACUUGCCGAACAAAAGUGCGAGGAAUAUCGGAAGAUCCUUAGCAAAAAGCAAAGCGUUAUACCGCUCACGCUUCAUCCAACAGCGAUCGAGUUCGAGGUCUUUAACUGCACUAACGUUGUGCAGCUAAUCGUCGGUGGUGAGGAAGCGAAGCUCGGCGAGUUUCCCCAUCACGCCCUGCUCGGUUAUCCAAAAGAAACGGAUCAAGAAGAGUACGACUUUCGGUGCGGUGGAACUCUCAUUAGUGAUCAACACGUCUUGACCGCGGCCCACUGCUUCUCGGAUGACACGCCAACCGUGGUGCGACUCGCCGAAUACGAUAUAACAUACAGGACCUACACCGAGUUCCAGACCGAUAUCGCUGAAAUUCUUCGGCAUCCGGAUUACAUGAACACGCGGGUAUAUAAUGAUAUCGCGAUAGUGAAGCUAAAGAAUAAGGCUCCGUUGUCGAAGGACAUCCUGCCGGCUUGUUUGUGGACCAACGAGCACCGCAACCUCACGCGUUACAUUGCGACCGGAUUCGGCUAUAACGAAACACUUGGUGGUGAGCUGUCCAAAACUAUGAAGAAAGUGCAGUUGGACGAGUUCCCGGUGGACGAUUGCACUCAAUCAUUUAAAUACGAUCGACGAUUCCGCAACGGAGUUCGGGAGGGUCAGCUAUGUGUUGGGAGCAUUGUAGAAGGUCGCGACACCUGCCAAGGCGAUUCGGGUGGACCCCUACAGGUGGUGACCAACUCGAAAACCUGCACAUAUGCCGUGGUGGGCAUUACAUCAACCGGUGGGGCAUGCGGCAUUGGUCAGUCGAAGGCGGUCUACACCAAGGUAUCGCAUUACAUCGAUUGGAUAGAAGACAACGUUUGGGGCGCUAAUGCGUUGUGAUGUGAUUACGUAUAAAAUGGUUCUAAGAAGUGCAUGAGAAAAAGUCUAACUACCAUGAUUGAGCUAUUUCAAGUAAGGAGCAAAAAAAAGAGAAAAUCUCAAUGAUGAAUACUGCAAAAUGGACAAUUUAUUGGCUUAUGCUGUAUGUCUAU
Molecule: messenger RNA, 1135 nt
Organism: Anopheles nili
Lineage: Eukaryota; Metazoa; Arthropoda; Insecta; Diptera; Culicidae
Product: serine protease snake-like
Exons: 3
Coding region: 21-983 (320 amino acids)
Biological process (GO): proteolysis
Molecular function (GO): serine-type endopeptidase activity
Source: RefSeq, a predicted model, not a curated record